Messenger RNA from Umbelopsis ramanniana AG, 1806 nucleotides. RefSeq lists its product as uncharacterized. Gene Ontology annotation, biological process: transmembrane transport; fungal-type cell wall biogenesis. NCBI's taxonomy places the organism in Eukaryota, Fungi, Mucoromycota, Umbelopsidomycetes, Umbelopsidales, Umbelopsidaceae. The transcript is spliced from 2 exons. The record is from RefSeq and is a predicted model, not a curated record. Bases 1 to 1806 code for a protein of 601 amino acids.
AUGAAUCUAAAAGCAAAAGUACUUUGGGGAGUAGUUUUACUUGCUUGUCUAUGCGCACCGCCGGUUUCUGCCCAAGUACUGUCGGUGCAGAAAGUUCAGGCUUGUGAUCAAACCACCGACAUCAAAUUAUAUCAGCUCAACUUGACAUAUAACGUAGGCGCCAAUACAUUAUACUUUUAUACUGACGGUGAAAGCAACCGACUGUUGCCAAAUGCAACUGCAGGCUUAACUAUUCUACUCUAUGGAUCUCCUGUCUACAGCACCGUCUUCGAUCUAUGCAGCUUCAACCAGCCUUUUCUAUGUCCUAUCCAACCCAACACUCAGUUCAACAUCACAGUCAACCAGACGCUCCCCUCCAGCAUUAUCGGUCAAAUACCAUCAUUUCUAUUUGGACUCCCUGAUCUAGGGUUGCAAAGUAAAGUCACCAUCAAGUCACCGGCAGUCAGUAACGAAAGUCUAUGCAUAGUCACAACCAUGGCUAGCCCAGGGGCGGCUUCUUUACAAUCUCCUGUGGCAGAGUGGCUAUCUUUAGGACUUCUCAUUGGCGUUAUCGUCAACGGCUUAAUAUCGUUCGUCAAAUCCUUGCUUGGAGAUGGUAGUCUUGAUACAGCCGUUUCGACCACAUCGUUUCCGCGGGUAACCGAUGUCGUACUCUUCUUCCAGUAUGUUUCCUACACGGGUCAGAUGAGUUUAAGCUAUCCUGAACUCUAUCGUGCCUUCACCCUCAACUUUGGAUGGGCCAUGGGACUAAUGAAUGUACCGUUUAUCGACAAUAUCGUAUCAGGCGGAUCCAGCCAGAACGAGACUACCAGCACUAUCAAUCACUUGGUUAACAUUAUGAAGCGGGACGCGGUGUUGCCCAUGGACACACCAGCCAAUGCGACAGUUGAUGGCAUAAAGGCCUAUGCAGAAGCUCUCAACUUACCUACCCAUUAUCUGUUUUUGAGAACGUUAUUGGUGUUUGCUCUGUUAUUGGCUCUUCUCACGGUUUUGAUGUUCUUGCUAUGGGUUUUAAUCGGCCUUCUAGCGAUCAUGGCAUGUCUACAGUGGAAGAAGUUGAGAGCAUACGCUGUGCAAUGGCCUUGGCUUUACAUUGGUUAUGCUUCUAGACUGGCAUUAAUGGCACUACCUCCCAUCCUUACUUACGCGUGCUACCAAUACCUCAACCCUAUCUCAACAGUUUCAACUGCUUUAGCCUGCGUGAUAUUGGUGCUUUAUGCUAUCUUGCUAUUUGCAACUACCUUCUUUAUUCUCAAAGCUGCUCGUACAGAAACGCUAUUCACCAAUACUUUGAACCCUCUGCGGUAUGGCUACCUAUAUUCAUCAUAUCGACAAGUGGACUACCUAUUCUUUCUUCCUAUGCUAGUGUAUACCAUUGCAAAAGCUUUGGUGCUCGGACUAGCUUCAAGCAAUGGAGAAGCCCAAGCCAUUGCGAACCUUUGCAUCGAAGUCUUAUUUUUGGUUGCCCUUAUAUUUGUGCGACCCUAUCCAAAUAUCAAGUCCAACUUUUUCCAAUCCAUCAUGUCUUUGGUUCGGGUCAUAGGAUUUGCCUUGCUCGUAACAUGCGCAACUGUAUUCGCCGUCGAUGUUGCCACCAAAACAAAGCUUGGAUUGGCUUUAGUAGUCCUCCAUUCAGCUACAGGAGUUUUGCUUUAUAUCCUAAUGAUUUUAAAUCUCAUCUUUGGCAUUCUGGAAGGAAGAAAGGCAAAAAAUAACAGAAAACUAGCCCCAGAAGAGAAGCAGAACACUGAAACGGACGAAUCUAUACAUUCCGCCAGAAGCGAUGAAGAGGUACCUCGAACAUAA